GAUAUAGAAGGUGGUGGUUAAGUAGUCGGUCGCCAUUUUUGUCGAUCCUGAGCUUUCCAUUCGUCGUCCGACCCGUCCGACGCGCUUGCAAAGUUGCAACUGGUCUCGACAAUAACUUAUUCCAGCUUUGGACAGGAAACGGUCAGCUUUUUUUCUUGAAGGAAAGACGCGUCUGCGAGGGAUCCGUGGAUUGCGAGCGGUGCUUAUUUUUCCCCCAAGGACGCGGCUUCACGCCACGUUAUACGAGAUCCUAACUUUUCCUUUAGGAUUCAAGAAAAUCUACAAGGAUGAGUGUCAUAAUUCGACUGCAGAACCUACCCUGGUCUGCAAAUGCUGCAGACAUCCGCACCUACUUCAGUGGAUUGUCUAUUCCAGAAGGAGGUGUUCAUAUUAUAGGUGGUGAACAAGGAGAUGCAUUUAUCGCUUUCAGUACUGAUGAAGAUGCCCGCCAAGCUAUGCUUAAGGAUAAUGGCAAACUGAAGGAGGUGAAAAUCAAAUUAUUUCUCAGUUCAAGAACUGAAAUGCUGAGAGUAAUUGAACAGGCACGUCAACAGGCUAUGAAGAUACACAGCUUGAUGCACAUUCCGAAUCAGCCAACCAACAUUCCUUCAGUAAUGUCAAAGACAAUAGCUGCACCAGAGGAAACUCCUGAGAAUGUGAAGGAAGAUUUGAAUAAGGCGAAAGAUGAUGACAAUAGACGAGACAAAAGGGAUAGAUCGACGAGUAGAGGGAGGUCUAGAGGAAGGGGAAGUGACUCAGACCGCUCUCACGAGAAAUCGAGGAGUCGCAGUUAUAGAGAUAGGGAGCGUGAUAGGCGUAGGAGGGAUAGAAGUCGUUCAAGGAGCAGAACGCGCAGUAGAGACAGGUACAGGAGUCGAAGAAGCAGAUCCCGUGACAGGAAGCGAAAUUCUAGGGAUAGUGAUUCAAAAGACGCACCUCGGAAUAAUAGAAACCGAGAUAAUAGAAACCUUGAUAGGCAAGACAAUAAAGAAGGCCAUGGUAAUGGAAAUAUGCAAGAUUGGAAUCAGUCUCAAUUUCAACCUAAAUUGCCGGAUCCUCCUGCAAUCCCACCAAAACUAUUGCAAAUGCAUCAGAACGGAAAAGAGCUCUCACCUACCAAUGCUUCGAUGCCAUUUAUGGAUUUAGAGAAACGAGGUGGGUUCCCUUUUCCAAAUCAAAUGGCACCGUUGAUUCCUCCAUUCCCGCCAAUGCAACAAAUGAGACCGAGAGAGGGUGGUUGGCCUGCGAUGCCUAUUCCACCAAUGAUCGAUCCUUCACAACUGGCCAUGCAAAGGCCACCAAUGAUGAACAAUAUGAACACGGUGAUGUUUCCAACACCAAACAUGAUGUCAGAAGCACCACCAUUUGAUUCGUCAUGGAGGAUGAACCAAAUGCCUCCUAUUGAAACUCAAGUCGAACCGGUCAUAGAGAAUUCCGACCUUUGUGUUGAAAUUCGAGGAUUACCUUUAAAUGCAUCUUAUAUCGAUGUGAAAAAAUUAUUUGAUGGUUUAAUAAUUCCUUCUGAUGGCAUAAAGAUGAUUAACGAUACUCAUGGUUAUAGAACUGGGAUAGCCUAUGUCAAAUUUUCCAAUGCAAAUCACAAAAAAUCUGCUUUAAAUCAAAAUGGAAAAAAGGUUCGAAGCAAUAUUGUCGAAGUUCUUCACCUAAGGGAUACAAUAUAUAAAACUGCAGUUGAUAAUUUUAAACCUGAUAAAGAUGUUAUUUUAAAUUCUGUAGACAUGGAUAUUGAUAACAGCGAUGUAAAUGAAGAAAAGUGGCCGCCGACCGGUAACAAACAUGUUUCUGCAGAACAUGAUACAUCUAAACAUUUGUUACCCAAACAUGAGAUGUCUAGGAAGGAAGAUCUAUUAAGAACAAACUGGAUAAUACUUAAAGGAUUGCCUAUGGGCACUAAUGAGAGAGAUGUCUUUGAAUAUUUUAGGGAUAAAAAUCUUUCACUGAUUCAGGUAUUUUUCGUGCACAAUAAUGUAGGAUUGAGUAUCCCAGAUGCAUAUUGCUGCUUUCUUUCUAAUGAAGAUGCUGAUAAAGCUGCUUCUAUAAACAACCCAGUUAUGGGCAGGACCCAAUUUUCAAUACUAAAAACAUCCCGUGAAGAUGCCGAGCGGGCUACAAUGACUUCUUUCCCUCAAGAACCUUGGAAUCAAGGUUGUAGACAGGUUGGUGGUAACAACUCCGUACCACAAUCAUUCCCACCACGUGUAGCUGUAUGUCCUGAAAACAUCAACCCACACCAAAAUAUAAAAGCUUGGAGACAGCCUAAUGAAGAUAGGUUUAAGAAAAACGACAACUUUAUGGAGGGUAGGUUUAAAGACCCAAGGAAUGACUCAUUUUCCGGGCGAGGGGGCUCGACGAAUUUCAGAGGUGGAGGAAGAAUGAACAGGUUCGGAAAUGGGCCGAUGGGCAACAACGGACCUCCCAUGAACGGUCCUAUGAAGGGGAGGAUGAAUCAAAGGAAUCGCGGUCCUUCACCCCCUGCUUAUAUCGAUGGAGAUAUGUUGGAAAAUUUUGGACAGAGAGGUUGUGUCGUAUCACUUGAAAAUAUUCACUUCAAAGCAGAUAUUGAAGAAAUUAUGGACUUCUUCAAGGAGUACAAUAUUGAACACGAUGAUGUUAUUAGACGGUUUGAUGAUAAAGGAAGGCCUACAGGUGAUGCAAGAGUUGCCUUGCAAUCUCCUGCAGAAGCUAUGAGGGCUGUCAGAGAAUUGAAUUUCAGACAGUUGAGAGGCAGAACUGUAAAAGUUAGUUUAUUAGACGUACACUAAUUAAUUCCAUGAUGUAAAUAAAUUAAUAAUUUUUACAAUUCCCACAUUUUUUCUAAAAUUCAUGUUUUAUCGAUGAAUUGCAAAGUUAUUUGAACACUGCUUUAUAAAUUAACAGUUUUUUUAUUCAGGGGACAAAAGUGUAUUUACUUUUUUGGGUAUAUUAGUUUCAAUUGUUCCUACAAUGUAUAAAAGUGUAAAUAAUUAUUUUAUAUAAUGUUGGGAACUGUUUUGCUUUGAAGAAUAAUUAUAUAUUUUUUUCAUUACAUGUAGCUUUUGUAAAUAAAACCUAAAGUUAAUUUUUC
This is a messenger RNA of Cimex lectularius (bed bug), 3085 nucleotides long. Its product is annotated as RNA-binding protein 12-like. The record is from RefSeq and is a predicted model, not a curated record. Gene Ontology annotation, molecular function: RNA binding. Gene Ontology annotation, cellular component: nucleoplasm; ribonucleoprotein complex. Gene Ontology annotation, biological process: regulation of RNA splicing. The transcript is spliced from 3 exons. The coding region runs from base 288 to 2783 and encodes 831 amino acids. Lineage: Eukaryota; Metazoa; Arthropoda; Insecta; Hemiptera; Cimicidae.